AUGAGGUCACCAUACCUGCAGAUGGGUGAACAAGAAAGAAUGAGGACUCUGCCCGCCGUGCACCUGCUGCCUGUCCUGCUCCUCCUGCUGCAGCCACUGCAGCUUCAAGGGAGAAACCACUAUUUUUUUGCAAAUGAGAAUGUAUCAACAGAAGUUUUAGACUAUUUUGAUGAAAUUUCGGGUACAGGACCUACCAGACCACCUACCAAAAAUAAAUUCCUACAGAUGGUCCUUGCUGAUCCUGACAGACCUUUAUGGGAUCGGGAUUAUUGUAAUGGUGAAAUGACGUUUAGAAAUGUUCAUAACAGGUUCAUGUGUAUCACAGAACAUUUCUUCCUCCAAAUGCUCUAUGAGGAGUUGCUAGAGAUCUGCACCCACCCAGUAGUGCCUUGUAAGAAUGGGAUUCAAAGAUGUAGGAGAGGCAAUAAAAUAAUACAGGGAGUCUAUUGUACAUUGCUAGAAGGACUCAGAAUGCCAGAAUGUGUAUACCAAUCUUCAUACAGGAGAGGAAUUGUUCUUAUCACUUGUCGAUGGAAAAAUGAAACCGAACAAUUUAUUCCUGAUGGUAUAAAUGAUAUAGUUCCACUCUGA
Molecule: messenger RNA, 591 nt
Organism: Nycticebus coucang (slow loris)
Lineage: Eukaryota; Metazoa; Chordata; Mammalia; Primates; Lorisidae
Gene: RNASE9
Product: ribonuclease A family member 9 (inactive)
Exons: 2
Coding region: 1-591 (196 amino acids)
Molecular function (GO): nucleic acid binding
Source: RefSeq, a predicted model, not a curated record